Messenger RNA from Rhincodon typus (whale shark), 3127 nucleotides. RefSeq names its product zinc finger protein 271-like. The transcript is spliced from 2 exons. The coding region runs from base 806 to 1564 and encodes 252 amino acids. Gene Ontology annotation, molecular function: RNA polymerase II cis-regulatory region sequence-specific DNA binding; DNA-binding transcription factor activity. The record is from RefSeq and is a predicted model, not a curated record. Lineage: Eukaryota; Metazoa; Chordata; Chondrichthyes; Orectolobiformes; Rhincodontidae. Gene Ontology annotation, biological process: regulation of transcription by RNA polymerase II.
ACCAGUGAAAAGCAGGUGACUUUGAGCAGCAGAUUAGGUGGGGAUUUAAACAUGUCAUUGCCCCAUCUGAAUAAAACCUCACUUAUUGCAGCUGCUGUCUCAGUUCCCCUGGUAAAUAUUUGACAGAGAUUUCUAGUGUGGGGGAAUUGUAUUUUUCAUCCUCGGAGGCUUUCAAACUGACAACAUCAGUGUGGGAUGUGUAUCCUCGGAUGUGUUUGACAGCAGAUCAGAAGAGGAAGACACACAGAAGGAUUGCACUGUACUACAUCAGAGAAUACAGUGAGGAUAGACACUGCGGACUGAUCCUGACCGUCACCCAAGGAGCAACUGCACAACUGUGGGAAACCAUCCAGUCCCUUCACAGCAAUGCUCAGUACAGAGAAGGUUCAGCAGUGAAACCAUCAUCUGGAAAUCGGUCGGGUCAGAGGUGUUUUGACAUAUCAUCAAGUCUGAAACUGGUCAGUGGUGUGGAGCCUUCCAUCAGAACCAAACCUUCCGAAUAUCUGGCUGUGGGUGAUCAGUCAGAGUAAAUUGGGAAGAAGUAUGAGUGGGUUCCAAGUGUGGUGAGAUUUUCACUCAUUCACUAAGUCUCAUGAACCACUGACUCACUCCUGCAGGUGAGAGGCUGUGUGAGGGGCUGCUCCACAGGCUCUUAGAAUCCCUUAACACAAAAUAUACGUGUCUUGUAGAACUUGUAACAUUGGGCAACUGCGUGGGAGAGAAACAAUUCAGUUAUGAGUUGUGCAACUGAACCUUCACACACUUCUCAUCUGUCAUGAAACAUUGACACCUUUACAUUGGUGAGAUGCCAUUCAAGUGUGAGAUGUGUAACAACUACUUUGCAGAAUCAUCAGGCCUGGUGACACACUGGUGCAUUCACACAGGGGAGAAACCAUUCACGUGUGAGGUGUGCAACAAAUCAUUCAUGAAGUCUGCAAACCUCCAAACACACCGACGCAUUCACACAGGGGAGAAACCAUUCACUUGUGAAGUGUGUGAUAAAUCAUUCUCGGAUUCAUCGGCCUUUCGCAGACACAAACACAUUCACACAGGGGAUAAACCAGUCAGGUGUGAAGUGUGCAACAAGUCAUUCUCCGACUCAUCAUCCCUUAGUGCACACAAACGUAUUCAUAAAGGUGAGUAUCCCUUCAGGUGUGAAGUUUGUGAGAUGGCUUUCACCCGGUCCUCAGAUCUCCUGAGGCACCAACGUAUCCACACUGGACAGAAACCAUUCAAGUGUGAGGUGUGUGAUCAAAAUUUCACACGGUCAUCAACACUUGUGGAACAUCGGCGCAUUCACACUGGGGAGAAACCAUUUGAAUGUGAGGUGUGCAACAAGGGCUUUGCACGAUCAUCAGACCUUUUGAAACACCAUCGCAUUCACACUGGCGAGAAACCAUUCAGAUGCAAGGUGUGUGACAAAUCUUUUAGACGGUCAUCAGACCGCUGGCAACACCAACGCAUUCACACAGGGGAGAAGCCAUUCAAAUGUGAACUAUGUGACAAGUCAUUCUCACAUUCAUCGAAACUCCUGCUUCAUCAAAGGAUCCACACAAAGGAGUAACCCUUGAAGUGUGUGGUUUGCAAUAAUGCUUCAGUCAUGCUUUCGACCAUGUAGUGACACCACAGGAUAAACAUGGGAGAAACUGUUGAGCUGCAUUGCUUGUAAUCUACUUCCCCGAUUCCCUAAAACAGGAGCAGAACUUAACUGGUGAGGGAUGUGUCAACAUAUCUUCUGAUUCAUAAAUGUAUUCACACAGGGAUAAAACUCUGUCAGUGUGAGGUAUAUAAUAAAAAUUUCAAAAGUUGUCUGACCUUCUUGGACAUCAGUGAACCCACAUGGGAGACAGGCCCUUCCAGUAUGACAUGUGCCAGGAUUAUUUCACCUAAUUCUCUUUCACCAGACAUCUUCAUAUGGACUUGAAACCAGGUCACCUGCUUCUUUUGAUCCUCCAGUGCUCACACAGGGGAGUUGUCAUUCCAAAGCACUGUCUGUCUCAAACCUCUCCCAUCAACAAUCCAGUUAUUUUUAAGGGGCCAAUUAUAUUUUGACCAGAUCAUCAAACAUAACAAUUGAAGACAUUAGUAUAUAUAGAAGCUCCUGUUUAUGCACAGAUGCCACUGUUUUUCUGGUACAAUUUUUAAGCUAUAGAAGGUAGGCAAUUUAGGAGAAUGUAUAUCAUGCUUUUUCUCACUAUGGGGAAUCGGGAGAUACAUCAACAGGCUCUGAAGUGUGAUUUUAUCUCUCUUUAUGAAGAUGGUUACAAUUCUCACAUUCGUAAAGUUAGGGAAGAUCCUUUUCCUCUAAAUCCAUCGGAUGAGUUCAUGAUUCCUUGAUCUGUGCUAAUGUUUACCAGCUUCAAAGCUUUUGGUUGGAAUACCGUCAGAGUUGCAGGCUUUGUUGUUUCUCUUCUAUUUGAUCGCUUGUUGCAGCUGUCCCAUUGAUGGUGACUCACUCCUGGAUUCUACCACAAGCGGUGGAGGAUAGACUACAGGUUAUCAGCCACCCUGUGGAUUCAUGGUUGAGGAGUUGUUUGAAAUGAUUUUUCCAGGGUUAAAUGGAUAUUGUUGGAUCUCUUGGACCUUCUCUUCCCAGCAUCUUCUGAAUUUGUCUUUGGGCAUCAGCCUUUAACUAUCCCCAAUUGUCCUGAGUGAUGUAGACAUGGACUUUGACCUUCCAGAUGAACCCCCAACUUUUUAUUUGAAGUUAGACAAAUCCAAGAAAAAUGUUGAGAGCAACACCAGAAAUUCUUCAUUACAUUCAUUGACAUGAUAAAGUAUUUGACUCAUGUAAAUUACAAGGGCCUGUGUUCCAAUAAUUUGAAUGUCCCAGAAACACCAUCACAGUCCUGCAACUGAUUCAGAAACCUUCAAAAUCCAAGACAACAAGGUGCAGGGCUGGAUGAACACAGCAGGCCAAGCAGCAUCAUAGGAGCAGAGAGGCGUUUCUCACCUUCAAAAUCCACAUUGGUGUCAAGCAAGGCUGUGUGAUAGUCCCCAUUCUAUUUACAAUCUACUGGACAGUGACCAUUCACCUCAUUAAAAAUCAACUGAUUUGAUUUGAAUUGAUUUAUUAUUGUCACAUGUACUGAAAUACAGUGAUAAAGUAUUGUUUUGUGUGCUAACC